CUUUGUCUUCUUUCUUGCGCAAAAGGUCAGAACCCAACAAACGAGACGGAAAAAAGGAAAUAAUAAAAAAAAACAAAGGAAGGAGCCCGCGACCGCGAGAUGGCGAUGGCGAGCUUGGCGAGGAGGCGCGCGGCGGAUGCGUUGCUCCUGCGGCGGCCGCAGGCGGCGGCGUGGGCGUCGGCGCUGAGGGGGUACGCAGCGUCGGGGGAGGAGAGCGACGUGGUGGUGAUCGGCGGUGGGCCCGGCGGGUACGUGGCGGCGAUCAAGGCGGCGCAGAUGGGGCUCAAGACCACCUGCAUCGAGAAGCGGGGCACACUGGGCGGCACCUGCCUCAACGUCGGCUGCAUCCCGUCCAAGGCUCUUCUUCAUUCGUCACACAUGUACCAUGAGGCAAAGAAUUCUUUUGCACACCAUGGUGUGAAGUUUUCCAAUCUUGAAAUGGAUCUGCCUGCCAUGAUGGCGCAGAAAGACAAGGCUGUCGCUGGUCUUACAAAAGGUAUUGAAGGCCUGUUCAAGAAGAACAAAGUUGACUACGUGAAAGGAUUUGGGAAGUUGGUCUCCCCUUCAGAGGUAUCUGUGGACCUGAUUGAUGGCGGGAGUGCUACUGUGAAAGGAAAGAACAUUAUUAUCGCUACUGGCUCAGAUGUAAAAUCUCUCCCUGGAGUUACAAUAGAUGAGAAAAAGAUUGUAUCAUCUACUGGUGCUCUUGCCCUUACAGAAACACCAAAGAAACUGGUUGUUAUUGGAGCUGGAUAUAUAGGUUUAGAGAUGGGUUCUGUCUGGAACAGGCUAGGGUCUGAUGUCACUGUUGUGGAAUUUGCUCCUGAUAUUGUCCCAUCAAUGGAUGGAGAAAUUAGGAAGCAGUUCCAACGAAUGUUGGAGAAGCAAAAAAUGAAGUUCAUGCUCAAGACAAAGGUAGUUGGGGUUGACACUUCUGGGAGUGGUGUCAAGUUAACUGUGGAGCCUGCAGCUGGUGGAGAGCAAAGUGUGCUGGAUGCUGAUAUUGUCCUCGUAUCUGCUGGCAGAACCCCAUACACUGCUGGUCUUGGGUUGGACACCAUUGGUGUUGAGACAGACAAGGGUGGAAGGAUCCUUGUCGAUAAGCGCUUUAUGACAAAUGUUAAGGGGGUCUAUGCGAUUGGUGAUGCGAUACCUGGACCCAUGCUUGCACACAAAGCUGAAGAAGAUGGGGUUGCAUGCGUUGAGUUCAUCGCGGGGAAGGAAGGCCAUGUAGACUAUGACACUGUACCUGGUGUGGUGUACACGCACCCUGAGGUGGCCUCUGUUGGCAAGACAGAGGAACAGGUGAAGGCAUCAGGAGUGGCCUACCAGGUUGGGAAGUUCCCCUUGAUCGCAAACAGUCGCGCAAAAGCGAUUGAUGACGCUGAAGGGUUGGUGAAGGUAGUGGCUGAGAAGGAGACUGACAGAAUCCUCGGCGUACACAUCAUGGCCCCCAAUGCUGGUGAAAUCAUCCAUGAGGCCGUGCUUGCACUUCAGUAUGGAGCGUCAAGUGAAGACAUUGCCCGCACAUGUCACGCACAUCCGACGGUGAGCGAGGCCCUGAAGGAGGCUUGCAUGCAGACUUACCAGAAGGCUAUCCACAUCUGAUUCCAGAUAUUAUUCUAUUGCCUGCUCAAAACACUUCCCAAGAUUUUGAAAUAAUUUUAGAUCGGCACGGUCUUGAAAACAUCUAGUUUUUAUCGCUUUUUUCCUUGGCGAAACUGUGAAUGGGCUCCUUUGCCGCAGAAUAUAGUGUACGCUGUUAAAUUCUCUACCCAUUCUUCCUGCUGCAUUUGCCCCCACUCCCUAAUAAUGUGUCAAAACUGCAGUUUUCUUCUUUGCUGCUUCUGCACCAGAUCGAUUCGUAGAAACCUGGUGUGGGUCUGUACACCUUAGACUAGAGUUUCAUUUCUGUUGAUACCUGGGAGGAGAACACCAUGAUGGUAUCCCCUUUUGCACUGGAUUUGUGCCUUCCAUCCACUGCACUAUUUGAUUUUAGUGUCUUGUGUGAAUGGAUUAUGGAUGUUCUUUUUAAUAAUGGCAUUAAUUUCCUA
Phragmites australis (common reed) is the source of this 2054-nucleotide messenger RNA. Its product is annotated as leghemoglobin reductase-like. Gene Ontology annotation, molecular function: flavin adenine dinucleotide binding; dihydrolipoyl dehydrogenase (NADH) activity. The transcript has 2 exons. Lineage: Eukaryota; Viridiplantae; Streptophyta; Magnoliopsida; Poales; Poaceae. The record is from RefSeq and is a predicted model, not a curated record. Bases 100 to 1608 code for a protein of 502 amino acids. Gene Ontology annotation, cellular component: oxoglutarate dehydrogenase complex; mitochondrion.